This is a messenger RNA of Chionomys nivalis (European snow vole), 1543 nucleotides long. It is a transcript of the gene Tifa, whose product is annotated as TRAF interacting protein with forkhead associated domain. Gene Ontology annotation, molecular function: protein binding. Gene Ontology annotation, biological process: canonical NF-kappaB signal transduction. Bases 371 to 928 code for a protein of 185 amino acids. NCBI's taxonomy places the organism in Eukaryota, Metazoa, Chordata, Mammalia, Rodentia, Cricetidae. The record is from RefSeq and is a predicted model, not a curated record. The transcript is spliced from 3 exons.
CCCAAACCGAGUCAGGAGACUUCGGAGGGCAGGGCUUCCUGUGAAAAAGGGCCGGGAGGACGGUGGGUGACCUCCUGGCUGGCUCUGCGGGCUUCCUGCCCGGCGAGGACUUUGCGAAGUCACCCGCACGAGGCCGCUCUUGGCGCGCGCGUGGGAGGUUCCGUGGCGCCGGAGGAUCGGCGACUGGCGGGUUCGGCGAGCUCGCACUGCCGUGGCAGGGACGGUCCCCCCACGAGGCCACGUCCUGCCAUUUUCGUCAGAGGCUCAGCAAGGCUCACGAACCCUCAAGUCCCCAGGAGAAGAGACAAGGCUCUGGAGUCCUGAUCUAGCUAACUGCCGUCACUGGAAGGCUCUCAGGCCAGAGAGCAUCAUGUUGUCCUUUGAAGAUGCUGACACAGAAGAGACCGUAACUUGUCUCCAGAUGACUGUUUAUCAUCCCAGCCAGCAGCAAAGUGGAAUAUUUAAAUCAAUCAGGUUUUGCAACAAAGAGAAAUUUCCUUCUAUUGAAGUGGUGAGAUUUGGACGGAAUUCCAACGUCUGUCGCUACACUUUUCAGGACAAACAGGUUUCCCGAGUGCAGUUUGCUUUACAGCCAUUUAAACAGUUCAACAGCUCUGUUCUCUCAUUUGAAAUCAAAAACAUGAGUAAGAAGACCAGUUUGAUGGUCGACAACCAGGAGCUUGGCUACCUCAAUAAAAUGGACUUGCCCUACAAGUGCAUGCUUAGGUUUGGAGAGUAUCAGCUCCUGUUGGAGAAGGAAGAUGGGGAGUCAGUGGAAUCUUUUGAGACACAGUUUAUCUUGUCUCCGAGACCACUCUUACAAGAAAACAACUGGCCAACACAGAGCCCUACACCCGAGGAUGGGGGCUAUUCAUCCUAUUUCACCCAUAGGACUUCUCCUACAGAGAUGGAUGAGAAUGAAGUGUGAACAGAAUCCAAGCAGAGAAUCAUGAAGGAUGAGGACCACCCAUGGAUAGACCCUUGAAAGACACUCUACCUCUUAAGCGUUUAGAGCCUAGUGUUGAACAGAUAUCUGCAUGCUGACUUUGGGUUUAGUAAUAGCAUUUGGAAGUCUGUGGACUGUGUUUGUCAUCAACUUCGUCAGCUCUUUGCAUUCUGGACCUACAGAGAAUUAAGUAUACAUCUGUAAGGGUUAGUGUACAAAACGUAUCUCCUGUGUAAUGUUAUUCUUGCUCCUUUUCCUGCUUGAUGGCUCACCCAUGCUUUGUUUUGGUAACAGCCAUCUCUUGGCUUGGUCACAUCAUUUCAUAGCAGCCUUUGGCUUCCAGGUUCAGAGCACAGGCAGAUUGUUCGCUGGUGCCUGUGACAUGUUCCUACUUGUAGAGCCGGAAUCCUGGAAUGAGUUCUAGAGUCCCUUCUGAGUCACUGUGGGUUCAUUAUGGAAAGUUUUGAAAAAAAGCACCUUGAUUUUCUUUCUGUGGAAUUAUAAUGUCUACUCCUAAGAUGUCAGUGUUGCUUUUCUGUAUGGAGGACCUACAAUUAACAUUUAAAGAACAUUGAGAUUAAAAUUAUUUGCCACACA